CUCAGUCCGAACGAAGACACCAUCGUGUCUGGAUGAUUAUAAAAUUUGUGGCAAAUAAAAAAACAAUUAGUGAAUUCCAAUUAUGAAUUUAAUUAUCUCAAAAUUGAUGUGGAAAAAUGGAACGCGGAUCAACCAAUAUAUUUUCGCUAUAAUCAUAACAAUACCACUUCUAAGCUUCGGCAUGGUCCAAGGAUGGCUGUCCCCCAUGAUAUCCGUGCUGCAGUCUCCCGAAGGACCAUCCCCAGAACCGUUCACCACGUCUGACAUAUCAUGGAUGACAUCAGUGACUUACAUCACCGCGAUUAUAUUUGGAGCUCCCAUGGGACAUCUGACUGACAAAUAUGGGAGAAAGAUGAUGACGUUGAUCACUACUUUGUCUCUUAUUAUAUACUGGCAGAUAAAACUAUUUUGCUUGGAGCCUUGGGCGCUGAUCCUAGCUCGGGCUAUAGCCGGGAUCCCUUGCUCGGCCUGCUAUAUCGUACUGCCUAUCUACCUCAAGGAAAUCAGUGAUAUCGACUUGCGGGGGGCCCUGGGGUCAUUACUUAUAUUGAACAGAAACAUAGGUUACCUGGCCAGCUACGUAUGUGCUGACCUUCUGCCAGUGACCACGAUGCUCUGGAUGGGUCUCCUGGUGCCUACUGUUGUAUUCUUCAUUUUCCUCAUCAUGCCCGAGACUCCAGAGUUCCUGGUUAAGCAAGGGAAGGUUGAAGAAGCAAAGACUGUUUUGGCUUGGCUCCGCGGUCUUCCUGUGGUGGACCGGGCCACAGAGAUAGAAGUCGAAGGCAUAGUGAAGGUUGAGAAGCAAACCAGAGCAGGAAAGAGCUCGCCGUGGGGUAUUAUACUGCACGACAAGCCGACCUUCAAAGCCUUCAUCAUCACUCUAGUCAUCAAGAUCACCCAACAGUUUGACGGGUACCUCAUUGUGCUCAUAUACGCUGGCUUCGUAUUCGGCAGAGCCUCGGAGUCCAUUGACUUGAACCUCAGUCCAAACAAACAAGUCAUGAUGAUUGGUGUAGUCCAACUCAUAGGGUCUACUGUAGCCACUUGUAUUGUGGAGAAGACUGGGAGAAAGCUGCUUCUGGUAUCAACGUCGUUCGCAGUAGGCGUGGGGAUGUUACUCCUGGCCGCGUGGUUCUACCUGACGUCAGUCGGCGUGUGGAUGCCGGGCUGGUUACCUGUGCUCGCCAUGUGCCUCUGCAUAUUUGCGGACGCUGCCGGCUUCCAGCCCAUAUCGUAUAUCAUCAUCACUGAUCUGUUCACUUUCCAGUUACGAGGCACAGUAUCGUCCUUCGCCAACAUAUGCGCGAAGCUCAGCAACUUUGUCCAAACCAAAUGGUUCACGAGCCUCUGUGAGCUCAUAGGGAUCCACUGGACGUUCUUAUUCUUCUCCAUAGUGUGCUUCAUCGCCUGCUUUUACACAGUAUUGGACUUCCCAGAAACCAGGAAUAAGACUGUCGAAGAAAUAUAUACGAAAUUGUCCGGUAGAAAACGGGAGAAAGAGUUGAAAGAUGGCAACAAAAGUGAUAUUUUGCCCUAAGUGUGAUCGAGACAAAUAGUAUUUUGUGUUGUUUUUGUAAAUUUGGUGACUGCGUCUGUAUUUUCGAGGAAGUCGGCACAUAUAGUAAUAACUGUAACUAUAGAUAUUCUAUCGGCAUAAAGUUCCGUUUUUAAUAAAUUAUUUUUUUUGUAGCUAAGAUCUUGUCUAUUUAAGUGAUACAGGCACAUAGAAAUCGCAAUAAUUUCUAUGUAGGGAUAGGGAUUAAAAGGGAUGUGACUUUCAUGUGUAUCAUGUUUACUUUUUAGAAUUCCUUUAAUAAUAUGCUCAGUUUAGGA
This is a messenger RNA of Amyelois transitella, 1833 nucleotides long. Its product is annotated as facilitated trehalose transporter Tret1. NCBI's taxonomy places the organism in Eukaryota, Metazoa, Arthropoda, Insecta, Lepidoptera, Pyralidae. The coding region runs from base 83 to 1537 and encodes 484 amino acids. Gene Ontology annotation, cellular component: membrane. The record is from RefSeq and is a predicted model, not a curated record. Gene Ontology annotation, biological process: transmembrane transport. Gene Ontology annotation, molecular function: transmembrane transporter activity. The transcript is spliced from 8 exons.